Hipposideros armiger (great roundleaf bat) is the source of this 763-nucleotide messenger RNA. RefSeq names its product N-alpha-acetyltransferase 38, NatC auxiliary subunit (gene NAA38). Bases 187 to 714 code for a protein of 175 amino acids. NCBI's taxonomy places the organism in Eukaryota, Metazoa, Chordata, Mammalia, Chiroptera, Hipposideridae. Gene Ontology annotation, cellular component: NatC complex. The record is from RefSeq and is a predicted model, not a curated record. The transcript has 2 exons. Gene Ontology annotation, molecular function: RNA binding.
GCGAGAUCUCUACAGUUGCCGAGGACAUUAGGAGGAAGAGAAGUGAUCUCGCGUAAGAAGAGGUGGGGAGCGAUCGCGAGAUCUCAGACCACAGGACCCGAAAGGUUCUUAGGAAGUUGAAGGGCCUGGAGAAGGCCCUGGUACAAAUGGCCGGAGCUGGACCGACCAUGCUGCUACGAGAGGAGAAUGGCUGUUGCAGCCGGCGUCAAAGCAGCUCCAGCGCCGGGGUUAGCGUGGGUUCGGGUUCCGAGAUUGAGGGGCAGUCGGGGAGCAAUAUGGGGGGAUAGAGGGGGAACUGCAGCUCCCGGCAGCCUCUGGGAUUCAUGUGAGCGCCCCACGGGCGGUCGGGAGCUGUGGUUCUGUGGGCGGGCAGCAGCCGGGGAGGCGCGGUCUAAGCAUGAGUCCCGCCCCGCGCAGGACUCAGAUGGAGAGCGCGAGGACUCGCCAGCUGCGCGUGCCCGACAGCAACUGGAGACGCUGCUCAACAAGACUAUGCGCAUUCGUAUGACAGACGGACGGACACUGGUCGGCUGCUUCCUUUGCACCGACCGCGACUGCAAUGUUAUCCUGGGCUCGGCGCAGGAAUUCCUCAAGCCGUCGGAUUCCUUCUCUGCUGGGGAACCCCGUGUGCUGGGCCUGGCCAUGGUACCCGGACACCACAUCGUUUCUAUUGAGGUGCAAAGAGAGAGCAUGGCGGGGCCUCCCUACCUCUGACCACGAUCGCGCAUGCCUUUCAGAAUUCAUUAAACCUGUAACCAGAGUG